ACUCAUUUGUGAUGCUCUUAGACAACUCCACAAGGCCCUAACAGUACUUACCUCCCACGCAAAAUCAAAACCUUCCUCUACCUGUUCAGUGUUCAUUGUUCAUUGUUCAUUGUUCAUUGUUCAGCAUCUUACUCCGUCAAAAUACUCCACCAUUAUCAAUUUAUCAUCUCUCUCUCUGUCUCUCUUUCUUUUUCUCCAAAACUCCAAUGGAGAAACUAUGGCGACCUGUAACUCGCUCACUCGACACUCACCUAAAAUCCAUCUUUCUCUCUCCUCUUAAACCCUCCCCUUCCUUCCUCUUCUCCUCCUCCUCUUCCUCUUCCUCACCUCGCACUCUCACCACUCUCACCACUUUCUCCUCUCUACCCCUCUUUCUCUCUCCUCCGCAAUUUUCUUCCGUCAAAAACCUAAUUCUUCCCAAACUUUCUUCCACCCUCAUUUGCUGCAAUUUGAGCGUAGUUCGCUGUUUCUCCUCUGUUUCUCCUUUAGAUACCAAUAGCUUCGAGUGGAAUGAGCCGAUUUUGUGUUCUGAAGUUGUUGAAACUGCUUCUUUUAGUGAGAUGGAUGAUAAUAGUGAUCUUGAUCCUCGUCCUUAUAUUCCUGUUCGCGCCUUUUUCUUCUCCACCAGUGUGGACUUGAAGAGCUUGGUGGAUCUGAACAAGUCUAACUUUAUCCCGCCUUCUUCAAGGAUGACUAAUUAUGUUGUUUUGAAGUUUGGAGACCUUAAGCCUGAACCAAAUGGAGUGGGUGCUACCUUAAGUGGAAGUGACUGUGGCUACAUGGUGGUUUUCCAGUAUGGCUCAAUUGUCUUGUUCAAUGUUCGUGAUCAUGAAGUUGAUGGCUACUUGAAAAUUGUGGAAAGACAUGCAUCUGGCUUGCUUCCAGAAAUGAGAAAGGAUGAAUAUGAAGUAAGAGAGAAGCCAGCUCUAAGUACGUGGAUGCAAGCUGGCCUUGAUCACAUAAUGCUGCAAUACUUGAACAUUGAUGGUAUCCGUACUAUUGGUAGUGUACUGGGUCAAAGUAUUGCACUUGAUUACUAUGUCCGUCAGGUUGAUGGAAUGGUCGCAGAGUUCACUGACAUAAACCGUGCAAUGGAAAAAACCGGGACUUUUACUAUGGAGAGAAAAAAGCUCUUUCAGCUAGUUGGGAAGGCAAAUUCUAAUCUGGCUGAUGUGAUUCUUAAACUUGGCCUAUUUGAAAGAUCAGAUAUUGCUUGGAAGGAUGCAAAAUAUGCGCAGAUCUGGGAAUAUCUUCGAGACGAAUUUGAAUUGACUCAGAGAUUUGCCAGUCUUGACUUCAAAUUGAAGUUUGUGGAGCAUAACAUUCGGUUUCUACAAGAAAUCUUACAGAACAGGAAGUCUGAUUUUCUUGAGUGGCUCAUCAUCAUAUUGAUUGGUGCUGAAAUUCUCAUCUCAGUGUAUGAUAUUGCUCAUAAGUCAGCCAUAACUGUCCUUUAGCCGCUACUGGAUAAUUCUAAAGGUGGAAAGAGGGUCAGGAUUUCUUCCAUAGUAGGUCUUAAGUGUACAUCUGCUGGUAGCUUGUUAAUAAGACAACAUAUUUUUUGGAUCUGCCUGUAAAUUGAUAUCAUAUGAUAUGCUUUCCUUCUGUAAAUUCUACCAUUUACAGUUAUAGUCUGACUGGUCCAUGAAUUUUGUUCUUAGGUUUUACUGUUUAUUGAGAUUAAUAUUUAGGAAUAUUAAUUACUCAAGUCUAAUAAUGUACUAGAAUUCUAUAA
Beta vulgaris subsp. vulgaris (sugar beet) is the source of this 1735-nucleotide messenger RNA. Its product is annotated as protein RETARDED ROOT GROWTH-LIKE. The transcript is spliced from 7 exons. Lineage: Eukaryota; Viridiplantae; Streptophyta; Magnoliopsida; Caryophyllales; Amaranthaceae. The record is from RefSeq and is a predicted model, not a curated record. Bases 207 to 1457 code for a protein of 416 amino acids.